Molecule: messenger RNA, 2013 nt
Organism: Mobula hypostoma (lesser devil ray)
Lineage: Eukaryota; Metazoa; Chordata; Chondrichthyes; Myliobatiformes; Myliobatidae
Gene: ankrd45
Product: ankyrin repeat domain 45
Exons: 6
Coding region: 81-815 (244 amino acids)
Cellular component (GO): nucleus
Molecular function (GO): protein binding
Source: RefSeq, a predicted model, not a curated record
UGGGAGGACGGUAGAUCAGAACACGGACGCCAAAGAUGUGGUAGUGCGUAGUUGUGACCUCGAUACUGCCACCAAAAAUAAUGGAUCAAGAUGGUGAAAAUAAAAAAGAAGCGAUUAACUCAAAUGAUGAUUCAGCAAAUAUUGAAGAUCUUGAGCUAGAAAACAGGAACAACUUUCUUAACAGUGUGCUUACAGGAGAUGCUGAGAACUUACGCAGGUGUUUUGUAAAUGAACCAAGCCAUGAAAAAAGUAAUGAAUUGUUAAAUAUACAUGAUGACUUUGGCAGAAAUGCUGUCUUUGCAGCUGCCAUCCUGGGUCACUGUGAAGUUAUUCAAGAGUUGGUGUCACAAGGAGCAAAUGUGAAUGAGCAAACUAACAGAGGAUAUACUCCUUUACAUUGUGCUGCUGCAUGGGGGAAGCUGGAGAGCCUAAAAGCUUUGGUGAGCCUUGGAGCUAAUGUUCAAACAAUCAACUUCAGAGAUGAAAAAGCACAAGAUAUAGCUAAGCGAUAUUCAAUUGCCAAUUGUGUAGAGUUUCUAGAUUGGGCAGAAGGCAAAAUGAUUUUGGAAUUGUAUAUUAGUAACAUCCAAGAAACUGUUACUGAUCUUGAAAAAUCACAAGGCAAGCUGUCUAAGCAAGACAGGACUGCCUUUACAAAUGCCUGCAGAGCAAAAUCUGAAUGGCUUCUAACAGCACAGAAUGCUUCCAUAGAGGAAUUUGAGGAACAAAAGAAACAACUGGAGAUGAGUGUGGAACCGAUCAUUACCAAACUAACAACCCAAUCUCCUCAGCCCUCAAAAUCCUCCAAGACCUAACAAAAUCAUCACACUUGGCCAAACACUACAAUCAACAAUGAAGAUAGAGUAAUUAAAAUUUAGAACUUUUUUUAGUCAAUUUAUAUCACUUCACCUUUUGACUUGUGUCACUGCUGCAAUUGAUGGCAGUUCUAUAUUACUACAUUUACGUAUCUUCUAAGUAAAUUUUAUUAUUGAAAUAUAUAGAAUCCAUAUACAACCCUGAGAUUCAUUUUCCUGUGGGCAUACUUAGCAAAUCUAUAGAAUAGUAACUAUAUCUUCAUGCUAUUCUAAAAAUAUAGAAACAUGAUAAAGAACAUUCUGAAGGUCAGCUUUUUACCACAAUUAAAAGCAUUACAUUUUUCAGACAGCUUCUGUGAAAUGGAAAUUUCUACAGAGCAUUCUAAAUGGUUGGAUCACUGGCUGGUAUGGAAGUGCCAAUGCACAGGAUUGGGAAAAAUCUGCAGAGGGUUAUAAACUCAGCCAGCUCCAUCAUGGCCAUUAGCCUCCCCACCAUCGAGGAAAUCUUUAAAAUGCAAUGCCUCAAAUAAACAGCAUCCAUCAUUAAGGCCCCCCACCACCCAGGAUAUUUCUUGGGGAGGAGGUAUUGGAGCUAUAGGAGCUUAAAGAAACACAUUUAACAUUUUGGGAACAGAUUCUUCCCCUCCACAGCAGAUUUCUGCAUGGUCCAUCAAUGUCACCUCACUGUUUUGUUCUUUGUGCAAUACUUAUUUAUUUUUUAUAUUCCUUAUUUACCUUAUAGUGUUUUUUUUUAUGUAUUACACUGUACUGCUGCCGCAAAACAACCAAUCUCACAACACAUGUCCCUGAUAAUAAACCUGAUUUUGAUUCUGAUAGUGGGUUCCACACCUUUCCAUUACAAGUCACAUUGGAAAUAGCACACACUGCAGUUAGUCAGGGAGGGCAUGGCUGUUUGGGUUUGAUGCACCAUCAAUGCAGUAUGUUCCGCACUAUUCCAUUGCAAAUUACAUUGGAAAUAACCACCAUAUAUUGUUGAUCUAUGACCAAUUAGAAUCACUUUUUCUGUGUAUAUACCUUAAAAAGGCUGGUUAAAAAAACUGUACUUUUCUGUUCUUUUAUCAAGAAUUUUGAAUAAAAUUUAGCUUUUUAAUGCAAAUGAGUUACAGCAUAUACAAUUAUUUUUACUAUUUCAAAAUGCGGGCUAGUAUACUGUGUUAUAGUCCAGCUUUUCUCUGGC